Rotaria socialis is the source of this 2067-nucleotide messenger RNA. NCBI's taxonomy places the organism in Eukaryota, Metazoa, Rotifera, Eurotatoria, Philodinida, Philodinidae. The record is from the annotation of a GenBank genome assembly.
AUGAAUACACGAAAAUCAUUUUCUGCGAUGUCUCCCGAUACAGCACACUUCGUGGGUUAUAAACAACGGCACUGUACGGAUACAUUUUGUCUGAUUUUAUUCAUUAUUUUUAUUAUUAUUUAUGGGUUUAUAUCGGUAUUAGCAAUAAGUCAAGGUAAUCCAGCAAGUUUAAUUCAAGCGAGUGAUUCAUUUGGAAAUAUAUGUGGAAAAAAUGAAUUUAAAUCUAAACCUUAUCAGCUUUAUUAUGAUAUAAGUAAAUGUUUAACUGACGGUGGUCUGUCAUUAGUUUGUCCAACAACAAAAUUAUGUGUCAGUUCAUGUCCAAAACAGUAUUCACAUUAUCAAUCAUUACAAACAAUGGAAUUGGAAAAUAUUUUAUCGAAGAAUUCUACUCGUCAACAACUUGUAUGUACAUAUGGUUUUAAUCCAGCCAAUGACGAUCGAACAAUAAUUGAACUGGUGCAUGAUGGUCUUUGUGCUCCGUAUACAAUAGAAUCAGAACCGUUUCUUGGCCGAUGUUUACCAUCCGCCUUUAUAAAUUUAUUUGACGCUGAAACUCAACAAAUAUUCCAACAAAAUUUAUCUAUUGCACAAAUAAAUACGCAAAUGUUCGGUAUUGGUAGUAUAGCUGAUGUUGGCCGAGUAGUAUUGACUGAUCUUGGUCAAAUUAAAGAAAGUUUAGCAUUAUUCACCGUUGUAGCUUGUGUACUCACUUUACUCUAUAUGUUUGCUAUAAAAAAAUUAACUCGCAUUGUCGUCACUAUAACUAUUAUUUUAUUUCUUCUCAUAUUAUUUAUGUGUAGUUCAUUUUGUUGGUAUACAAUUUAUACUGGCCAAGAUUUUGUUUAUGAAUAUAGUACAGUUGCAAGAAUUGUCAAUGAUUUUAUUAAAUUACGAACAAUUUAUAUUGUACUUGGUUCGAUAGCAACAUUUAUCUUUUUUCUUACUCUAUUUGCUAUAUUAACAUUAUUCGAUCGUAUACGAUUAAGUAUAAUAUUAUUAGACCAAAGUGCAAAUGCUGUCUUGUCAGUUUUAAGUACAAUGCUAUGGUCACCAUUCAUAAUUCUAAUAUAUUUUCUCGUCAUAUCAACUGUUAUCUAUGUUGGAAUGUGUUUAUCGACAAUUGGCAAGCCAAUAUUUCUUUCGGUUGAUCAUAAUGAAACAAUACCGUGCAUACCGAAUCUCAAUUCAACGCGAUGCAUAUUUCAAGAAGACUAUGGUUAUGAUUCAUUAGUAUUAAAUGGAACAGAUCCGAUAACUUGCGGUGUCAUUCAAUUUUUUGUUGAUUACAAAUCUUAUCUUAUAUGGUUUAAUAUAUUUGCAUUUAUAUGGUUUGGUGCAUUUCUAUUUGCAUUUGAAGAAAUUGUUCUAGCUGGAGUUUUUUCAAAUUAUUAUUGGUCGCAAGAACGUUUAACAACAUCAUUUCCUCUACUAUAUUCUGCAUCUAUCAUUAUACGAUAUCAUUUAGGUUCGAUUGCAUUUGGUUCAUUGCUUAUUGCAACAUUAAGAUUUAUACGUAUGAUACUUGAGUAUAUCAGUGAAAAAUGCUCUUCUAUUCAACAAAAUAUAGUUAUUGAAUUUAUUCUAAAAUGUUUUUCCUGUUUUUUAUGGAUAUUUGAAAAAUUUCUAAAAUUUCUCAACAAGAAUUCUUACGUAUUAAUUGCAUCGCGUGGCUAUUCGUUUUGUAAAGCAACACGCAAAGCAUUUGUUUAUUUAAUUAACAAUUGUCUUCGAUCAAUUGUUCUUGUUCAUUUAACUGAAUGGAUUUUAUUCUGUGGUAUAAUUAGUGUGUGCAGUUGUAAUGCAUAUUUAUUUUAUCAAUAUCUUCAUUGGACAGACGAAUUCGGUCAGCUUAUACUUCGUUGGACACCCAUUAUUACUAUUAUAUUAAUUACUUAUCUUAUUGCAAGUCUUUUCUUUAGUGUUUAUGAUAUGGCAAUAAAAACAUUAUUCGUAUGUUUUCUUCAAGAUUUAGAUGAAAAUGAUGGCUCUAUUCAACAUCCAUAUGUGAUGAAUAAUGAACUUUUACGUUUAGUACAUAAAACAAACAUUGUUGAAAAAAAAUGA